Messenger RNA from Phasianus colchicus (ring-necked pheasant), 4513 nucleotides. The record is from RefSeq and is a predicted model, not a curated record. Lineage: Eukaryota; Metazoa; Chordata; Aves; Galliformes; Phasianidae.
GGAGAGAAGAGCCAGACGCAGGGGCUGCCUUCCUCCCCUCAUCCUCAGACUGACAAGAAGGGGACCCCGCAGCCCAGCAGGGACAUCAGUGGGGUGAGUGUUGGGUGGACAGGGGGCAGGGUUGGGGGGAUGCCCCAUCCCCAUUCCCCACGUCCCUCAUGGUGUGCAAACCCCCCAGUUCCCAGCUCGGGAUUCCUACUGGGAUUAGUGAGGAUUUGGUGUGCGUGAGCCGGGAGCUGCUGAGUGCUAUGGAUCUGGCUACUGGGCUCAGGAAGGGGGUCUGGGGGAGAAGAAGCUCCCAGGACUGGGACUUGGCUACUGGGGAGCUCUGUGGGGCUGGGGUAGUGCUUGGAACAGGGCUCUGUUGCUCUCCUCUCCCCCAGUGCCUCACCUGCCCCCUGCUCUCCGUCACCCUCCUGGUAUCCUUUGGCUCCUCCAUGCUCUAUGGCUACAACCUGGCCGUGGUGAACUCGCCAGCGGCGCACAUAAAGGCCUUCUACAACGCCACAUGGUCCCAGCGCUAUGGGCACGGGCUGCCCCCUGGGCCCCUCACCCUCCUCUACUCUCUGACCGUCUCCAUCUUCGCCCUGGGUGGGCUGGGGGGCUCUUUGCUGGUGGGGACUCUGGUGGCACGCUAUGGCAGGCACGGCACACUGGGACGCAGCGCUCUGCUCGUCCUCCUGGCUGGUGGCCUCAUGGCCUUCAGCCGGCAGCUGGCAGCCCCCGAGAUGGUGAUCAUCGGCCGUGCCAUCACUGGGCUGCACUCAGGUAUCUGUCUCAGCGUGGUUCCCCUCUACCUGGGAGAAAUCGCCCCCAAGAACCUGCGGGGCUUCCUGGGCCUCCUGCCCAGCAUCUUCAUCUGCCUGGGGGUGUUCUGCGCACAGGUGCUGGGGCUGCCUGAGCUGCUGGGCCAGGACAGGUACUGGCCCCUGUUCCUAGCGGUGGUGGCCAUCCCUGCCUCCCUCCAGCUCCUGUUGCUGCAUUGCUUCCCCGAGAGCCCGCGGUUCCUGCUGAUAGAGAGGAAUGACAUCUGUGGGGCCACUGAGGCGCUGCGCCGGUUCCUGGGGACACCUGAUGUGCAGGAGGUGCUGGAGGAGAUGAAGGAGGAGCAGCAGUCCCUCUCCUCGGUGCAGACGGUCUCUGUCCGACAGCUGCUGCAGGACCGCUCGGUGCGCUGGCAGACCCUCUCGGUGGUGGUGGUGAAUGUGGGCAUGCAGCUCUCAGGGAUUGAUGCCAUCUGGUUUUACACCAACACCAUCUUCCAGAACGCAGGGAUCUCCAAAUCCCAGAUCCCAUACACCACUGUGGGCACCGGCGCCAUUGAAGUUGUUGCGGGGCUGAUUGGGUGCUUCACCAUUGAGAAGCUGGGCCGGCGGCCCCUCAUCAUCACCGGGUUCUGUGCCAUGGGCACUUGCCUGGCAGGCAUCACCGGCUGCCUGCUGCUUCAGACUGCCCUGCCCUGGAUGCGCUACGUCGUCGUUGCCUGCGUGGUGGGCAUCAUCGCUGGGUUCUGCAUGGGGCCAGCUGGUGUCCCCUUCCUGAUGACGGCCGAGCUCUUCACGCAGUCCCACCGCUCGGCUGCCUAUGUCCUGGGGGGGUCUCUCAAUUGGCUCUGCAAUUUCACCAUCGGCUUCGUCUUCCCGUUCCUGCAGAUGUCAACCGGUGCCUUUUCCUACUUGGUUUUCUGUGGGGUCUGCCUGCUGGUGGCCCUCUAUGUCUACCUCAUCAUCCCCGAGACCAAGAACAAGACCUUUGUGGAGAUCAGCCGUGUCUUUGCUGCCCGCCAACCCCUCGCCCCACUGUGCCACGCGGGGAUGCUGAGGCUCCAUGGAUACGGGGCCAUGGAGAGCAGCCUGGAGGGCUCAGAGCACAGCUGAGGUAGUGCUGAGAGGGGAGCAGGGGACAAUGGUGGAUCUCGCUGGACGUCUUGUCAACCCACAGCCUGACAAUGCACAUGGGAACAGCGUCUGGUCCAUAUGGGUCCCUACUGCCUGGUCCCAACACCAUGGAAGCAGAGAUCACGGCCCCAUAGCAUCCUCCACGUCCCCCUCCCGACUCGGCUGCUCUCGGCAGCAGAACAGAGCGGUAAAUAUGUGCAGCAUUACAUAUGUAUAAUGGAGUGUAAAUAACCCCAAAAAGUGCAUUGUAAAUAGACUCCAAGUUUAUCCUUUAUUAAUGAGGCACUGAGUGCCCUGCUGUUUUAGAGCAGCGAGACUUUCAUAAUAUCAAAACCUAAAUUACACUUGUGUCUCUCAUUCCCAGCAAACGACAGCAUCAUUUCAGGCCUCUUUGCCACUGGUAUUUAUUUAUUCUGGUAUUUAUUUAUCUCUCCCACCCGGCGUGCUGGGCAGCCUGGGAGAUGCCCUGUGCCCUCCCUGUGGCAAGCAGUGACCCCUCGGCCCCUGCAUGCCGGUGUGACCCAUGAGCCCUGCUGUUACGUUAUAGAAUCAUUAAGGUUGGAAGAGACCUCUAACAUCAUUGAGCCCAAACAGCCUCCUACCACCAAUAUUGUCCACUGAACUGAGGCUGAGGCACAGGUUGCCCAGAGAGGUGGUGUGUGGGGACAUCCACCUCCACCAAGGUCAGGCUGGAUGGGCUCUGAGCACCUGAUGAAGCUGCAGGUGCCCCUGUUCAAUGCAGGAGAAUGGGACCAGAUGGCAUUUAAGAGUUCCUUCAACUCAAACGAUUUAGAUAGUUCUAAAUAAUCCUCACGGGCUGGGAGAAGUACAGGGCUCCAGCACUGGCCAAACCCACAAAAAGGAUUCAGCCAUACUCAGAGGGCACUGAGGAUGAGGAGAUGACACAGCCACAGUGAGGGGUAGGCUUUAUAAAAACCUGAGGUGUUACAAAGAAGUGACUUCUGUACCGUGAGGGUACUCACGGCCUUGGAAGGAUCUGUGGAAGCAAAGACAGAGCUGAUCUUCUCCAGGUGCCUUCCUAUGCUGUGCCCAGUGCUGGGGGAGGAAGCACUGAGUGGAGAGGAGAACGGAGAUUUGUGUCAUUCCAAACCAUAACACAUCUCCUUGGAUCCAACAUUCCCCAACCCAACCUCUCCAGAAGACAUCUUUAAAGGAUGAGCUAUUCAGAAAUUAGCUGUAUGUAUAGAAGCGUGCUUCCCUAUAGAAACAGAAGGAAGGAUCCCGUACGGGCGGAGCGGGUCGGUGCCGGGGCGGUCGGGGCGCGGGGUGCGCGCCAGCAGAUGGCACUGCCGGGAUUUAUGGCUGCAGCAAGCUGCCUCUCGGAGAGCACUCAUGUAGGAGAUGUCCUAUUAUAUGGGCAGUUGACUUUAAUAGUCAUUGUGUGCUUAAAGCACAGCAAAACAACAGUGGGAAAAAGAGAAAAAAAAAAAAGAAAAAAAAAAGAAGGAAAAAAAGAAAAGAAAUCCCCACUCCACUCGGAUGGCCCUUUCCCCCCCCAGCCCUGCUAGUCUAUUUGUACAGUAAAUUAAAAAUAUGAAUCACUUCUCUCUACUGCCUCCCCAAACACUCAUCCUGUCAGGCGCUGUGUUGUCUUCAUUUGUAUUACCUUAAUUUAAUGUUAAUUAUGUUCUUCAUUUACAAAGAACACGCGUCCGCACUCCCCGCCGGGGGAUUUUCCACGCUGCUCUCUCUGCAGAGCAGGAGAUUCUGCAGAGUGCAGGGACAGGGCAGCAGGGGUGCUGUGUGCCCCCACCCCUAUUGCUGCUAUUGCCUCUCGAUGGAUGGAAGCACAUCGCUGCCACUGCACCCAAGUCGUGUCCCACCCCUCCCGUCCCCCCAAUAAAUCCUUCCUAAAAGGUGGUCGGCCCAUGGAGGGCAGUGAUUUAUGGAGGGAGCGCUUGGGGACGCAGCGUUGUGUGCCUCAGUUUCCCCAUCGGCUGUUGGGGAAACCCCAAACUCCCAACCUGGAAGAGGGUGGGAUGUCCUGGGACGUGACGGGCAGAGCUGGGAAGGCAGUGGGCAGAACUGGCUGGGAGCACCCACCAAAAGCCCCCAAAUACCCUGCAGAGGUAUUAGAAAUACAGAUAUUAAAUUAAAAAUCCGCCCAAACCUUCUUAUUCUGUGUUAUUACCCAAAGAAUAGAAAAGAACUAAAAAUGACAGCCCCCCCCUGUGAAGACCCGUGAUCCCAAGCACCUUUCUCCCUAUCCCCACCCUCCAGUUUCCAUGGAAACAGCCAAAUAUCGGGGGGCAAAGCCCUGAGCACCCCCAAGCACAAAUUAUCAGCAGCUGCAGGCUGUGGUCAGGUCCCUGGUGGGGGGCAUGGGGGUUUCCCCUCCCUCCCACCAACCCAUGGGGCUGAGGCUGCUCACUUCAUCACACCAACGCCUCCAAUGAGCUCCAAGGGCACAAACCCUUGGGGUGGGACAUGGGGGGCCAUCCCACUUAUCCCCUCCCCUCUUACCAAAGACCUUUCUGCUGAUUCCCAGCCCCAAAUGCGAUGCAGGAGAUGCUGUGUCCUCCAGCAGAAAGCCACGGCUGUGUCCGCAUGCAGUGACACGCUCGUGCCAACAUUUUAAUUAAUGACAAUGGCUC